Zootermopsis nevadensis is the source of this 5816-nucleotide messenger RNA. RefSeq names its product 5'-3' exoribonuclease pacman (gene pcm). Gene Ontology annotation, molecular function: RNA binding; 5'-3' RNA exonuclease activity. Gene Ontology annotation, cellular component: nucleus. The record is from RefSeq and is a predicted model, not a curated record. Gene Ontology annotation, biological process: rRNA catabolic process; nuclear-transcribed mRNA catabolic process. Lineage: Eukaryota; Metazoa; Arthropoda; Insecta; Blattodea; Termopsidae.
AACGUGAUGAAGUGCAAGUAUAUACAUGCCUGAGUAUCAUAGGAUGCAAUGAAUUAGUCAUAUUGUCAAAGGCAGUGGCAGCAAUGGAGUCUUGAGUUACGAAUGUACUUCAAGUUAACACAUUUAGUUUUGUGAUAUUUGAUAUAAGACAGUGUAGUGCAGUGUUAGUUCCGAAUCUUUUGGGGUACUUUGCUAGUGAGUGUGGGAUGAUGCUGUGAGCGGAAAUCACAUCUCCAGACAUGAGGGAGGCCAGACGCUUUUCCAACUCCAGUCGCCAGUGUUGCCAACAAACCGCCCCUUCUGCGUUUGCUGCUGGAAUCGUGGCUUUCGAGAUCCCAGAUUCCGGAAUUUGACAAUUUGUACUUGGACAUGAAUGGUAUAAUUCAUAUGUGUUCACACCCAAAUGAUUUUGAUCCUCAUUUUAGGAUAACCGAAGAGAAGAUUUUUAAGGAUAUUUUUCACUACAUUGAAGUCUUAUUUCGAAUGAUUCAGCCUCAGCGAUUGUUUUUUAUGGCAGUAGAUGGGGUGGCUCCAAGAGCUAAAAUGAACCAACAGAGAGGUCGCAGGUUCCGAUCUGCAAAGGAGGCAGAAAUUCUUGAGAAAAAGGCUCGUGAACGUGGUGAGGUACUACCCUCAGACGCGAGGUUUGACUCAAACUGCAUCACACCAGGGACUGAGUUCAUGGCUCGCUUGCAUGAGCAGCUCAGGUACUUUGUGACAUACAAGGUCACUACAGACACACUUUGGCAGAAAGUGAAGGUCAUUCUAUCAGGACAUGAGACUCCAGGUGAAGGUGAACACAAAAUAAUGGACUACAUACGGUACAUGAAGUCGCAACCUGGCCAUGAUCCGAAUACACGUCAUUGUCUCUAUGGGCUGGAUGCAGAUCUUAUCAUGUUGGGUCUCUGUUCUCAUGAACCUCACUUUUCUCUGCUCCGAGAAGAGGUGAAAUAUGGGCGCAAAGCUAAACAACAACGCACAUCAACUCCUGAGGAGACAAAGUUUUUCUUGUUACAUCUCUCCCUGAUGCGAGAAUACUUGGAAUUGGAAUUUGGAAUUCUCAAGACGAUGCUGUCCUUUCCGUUUGACAUCGAGAAAGUCAUAGAUGACUGGGUUCUGAUGGGGUUUCUUGUGGGUAAUGACUUUAUCCCACCACUUCCUGACAUGCACAUUAUCAACGGGGCACUGCCCACCCUAUACAAGGCGUACGUCGAUGUGUUGCCAACGCUUGGUGGUUACAUCAAUGAAGGUGGAACACUCAAUUUAGAACGCUUCCAGAAGUUCAUGGAAAAGCUGUCCGCAUAUGAUUUUGAACAGUUUAGGGAUACAUACGCAGACCUUAAGUUUUUUCAAGCUAAGACAGGGCGACGUCUGGGAAGUAAGGAACGCCAUAGUUAUAAAAACACUGGUACAAAAGAGAAUGAAGAGUUGUUUGAAGAAGACGUCGAUGCUGCAAGACCUGUGAGAAAUACAGAUGUGGAGACCCUGGUUCAGAUUACGGAGCAGGAACUGCGGCCGGAGUUGGGGACUCUGAGCGAAGAUGAGGAUGACGACGUCGAUGACUGGGAGGAAUAUGAGAGCGACGAAGAUGCGCAUGCCAAUGCUCUUUUCCACCUGGAGUUUCGCCAACACAAGAAGGAUUAUUACAUGACGAAGCUGGAAUAUGACACUGUGGACAGUGAUGUGCUACGAUCUCAGGCGGAUGGCUAUGUGCGCGCCAUCCAGUGGAACCUGCACUACUACUACAAUGGGGUGUGCUCAUGGUCUUGGUUUUACCCACAUCACUACGCUCCAUAUAUUUCAGAUAUAUGCAAUUUUUCAAAGAAUUUGGAACUAAAUUUUGACAUGGGGAAACCAUUUUUACCUUUCCAGCAGCUCUUGGCUGUUCUGCCUACAGCUAGUAAAACGUUGUUGCCAGUACCAUAUCAACAGUUGAUGUCAGAGAAGGAGUCCCCCAUAUUUCACUUCUACCCAUCUGAAUUCAAGACAGAUCUCAAUGGGAAGAAACAGGAGUGGGAAGCCGUUGUUCUCAUCCCGUUUAUUGACGAGGAAUCACUUCUGGAGGCCAUGGCUCCCUGCGAAGACCUUUUGACCAAGGAGGAACGCAGACGUAAUAGUCAUGGUCCUAUGCUUAUCUACAAAUACACGGAAGAAGACCUUGGUCAAUAUGCAGCGCCAGAAUAUUUUCCUCCUCUUAAGAGCAACCAUGCAUUAGUAUGUAAGAAAAUAAGAGAUGAAAUUCACGUCGAUCGCAGUCGCCUAGUGAGGGGUUUGUGCCCUGGUGUGCGGCUGGAUGUCUACUUCCCAGGAUUCCCCACACUGAAGCACAUUCCUCAUACCGCAUCACUGCAGAAGUGCAAAGUGAAGGUGUUUGAGCAGCCAAGUCAAGGCACCAACAUGAUACUGCAGAUUGUGGACCAAGGAAAACCAGAUAUUAAAGAGGUUGCAACUGAGCUCUUGGGACACACCAUUUAUGUCGGGUGGCCCCAUCUUGUGGAGGCUAAGGUGGUGUCUGUGUCAAACAAGGAGUUCCGCUAUGGGCUGCAGGAGGACUCGGCUUUGAAACCGCCACAACUCAGUAUUGAAGAGGUGAAGGGCACUUCUGCAGCUCAGUGGACCCUACAGCUCAAGGGCAUCCAAGAACAUUAUGCCAAUCGCAUGGGCGUGCAAAUAGGACAGACAAACAUCUUGGUGCAUGCCACAACCUUGAUUGGCAGGAAGUACGUCUAUGGCCUGACAGGGAAGAUAACGAUUCAAAAGCAGUGGUGUGAUAAGCCGACAGCUUAUGCCCUACAGACAACGGUGAGAGACAUUGCCGUCCACGACAGAACAUUUGUCAAGUACCGUUCACUGCAGGAAAUGUUUCCACCUAAGUCGGUGUGCUUCAUGUUGGGUCAUCCUCUUUAUGGAGCCAUGGGAGAGGUGAUCGAUGGUGGUACGUCGGUAAAGAGUGGACGAGUGAAGGUAAGCAUGUCGGUAACUCCUGAGCCAAACCUGGACAGAGUACGCAAGAAGCAUCAAGACUCCAAUAUUUACUGCUACAUGCCUGGAAAUGUUGCAGCUCAGCGUCUGGGAGUGUCAUCGUACCUAGUGUCGCGGGUCACAGGAACCAUUUACAUUAUUCAGGAAGACAAGAAUGCCAGUGCGGACUCAUGUAAAAAAGUCAAUGUUGGGCUAAAUCUUAAGUUCAACAAACGCAAUGAAGAGAUACCAGGGUACACUCGUAAGCUGGGAGCAGUGUGGCAGUAUUCUAACAAGGCAGUGGAUCUGGUGCAGAAGUACAUGGAGCAGUUUCCUGUGCUCUUUGAACACCUGGCCAAACAUACUGGGAAUGAUGUGUUCUACGAAUCAGAUGUGUUGUCACCUGUGAAUGAAGGGGGGGUGAGUUGCUUAACAGCCAUCACAGACUGGCUGAAGGAGCAGCCAUACACAAAGAUAGAGCGACAAGUUUGUGGAUCAGAAAUUGUGGAGGCAGAAUUGGUGCAGGCAAUUGAAAAAGAGGUGGAUGAGUUCCAGCAGCAUGGAUGCCGUGUUAAGACUGUCGUAAUGCAAGUGAAACCACACCUCCUGUACAAGCCUGAGCUUCAAGUUGGAAAUCUUGCCCCAGACCUGUUGGCAAACCACCGACUUCUUGACCGCAUCGUGAACAUUCGAGAAUCUUACACAGUACCGCUGGGUCUCAAAGGCACUAUAAUAGGUAUCCACCGUACAGAGAAUGAAGCAGAGCUCAUGUAUGAUGUGUUGUUCGACAAGCCAUUCCCAGGCGGUCUUCUGCUUAAUUGUUCAACAAACCGUGGUUAUCGGUUGUCUCAACUAGCUAUAUUGAAUAUCUCUCACGGCCAGCGUGUUGAACAGGUGAAGACUGUCGGCAAGCCAACUGCUGUCGUUCAACCAUCUGGCAACACCGUGGUACAGGAAGAUUUCAUGUAUGCCCCCUGGAACAAGCAACGCUCCAUAGGGAGUGGCAACACUGCACAAGGCCAUUCUGCAUUUGCGAGCUGGAACAGCAGUCAGCCGGCUCAGAAUGGAGUACCUUAUGCAAUGGCACCACAUUCGUCUAAUAUUAGCACCACUCCGUUGUACAGAACCAUCGGCAGUCGAUGUGCCUCACAGCCGACGGGUGGUGGCAGUGUCCCACCUCAGCCAACCUUCUUGGUUGGUAGUAAGCAACAACAGAACACGUCAUCUUCCAAAAUACUAAAACAGCAGAACUAUAGCAGUCCAGUGGCCAAAGUCUAUGGUUCAGCUCCCAGCAAAGUCACGUCCCAACCCCCAGAAUUCCAAGAUAUUUGGAAACAACUAGAGAAAACUACUGCACCUUUACAGAAAAGCGCCGUGUCUUCACAGAAGCCUAGCCAAGCAUCGCCACAGCAACAGAAACAGUUGGUACCGACUUCUGAGAUUGGGGAGGACACUGGUACCAAGCUUCUAAAGGAAAUGUUGCAAAUUAAUGAUGACGCAGCUUCACCAGUCUUUCUGAGCAGUUCCUCACAGCAAGUGCAACUGCUACGUCGACACGUUUCCAUCGAAGAAAUGUUUGAGCGUGUGCGAGUAGCUGGGUCUGGCAUCUCCAAGGAUAAUACAUCCAGCUACUGUGCUCAGCUUAUCAGCAUUUUUCAGCGAAAGGGGUAUGGUAUCCCCCGGUAUAAUUACUUGGACAACAAAGAGGAUGGGUCUGUCCAAGCUCAGGUUAUGCUCCCAGACAUGCGGGCUUUCUUCGGAGACAUCAGUAGCACACGAGAGCAGGCUUCGGAGAGCGCAGCUAAGAUUGCUCUUUCUCAGUUGUUGCUGGAAACAGAGCAUCAGGAACAUACCCCAGCAUCGGGGGUGGGGAAGCCUGGUACCAAUACCCUGCCCAUCCCUCCACCGCAGUGGUGCCAACAUCGGCAACAGCAGCCACCUCUCUCCACUCAGACAUUCCAUCCCAAGCAGCACAACCGCCAAGAUUCUGUACCAGAUUGGCGGCACGGACCCGGUCCAGAGAUGAUACCCACCGGCGGCCCUCCAGGAGGUAGAAGGCCAUUCACCUGGCAGCACCAACAGAAACUGCCACCACCACCACCACCAUUCAUGUAUGCAUCAUACCAGGUCCAGCAGCAGCCACAUUGGCGUGGGAGUGGAGUGGCUAGCAGUUCUACCAACUGGAGACAGCUUCCCAGAGACUCACGGCAACAAGAGCCCUGGCUUGGCAGCAAUACAUAUAUCAGGAGACAAGUGCCAUUCGAAGAGCCACAGCAACAGUUUAUCCCACUGCAGGCUGUAAAGCAGCAGAGAAAUAAGAUCCCGGGGGCACUGCCCCAGCAGCAAAUUAGCAGGAAGUGGCCCGAACAACAACAACGACAGCCACCUACAGAACAGAACCAGCUAGUGCCUGUAGAGCCCAUUGUUACCAACAAGGAGAAUCCUGUGCUCAGCCGACCAAACAGUGUCGCAUCCAAGCCUCUGGUUAGCCACUGUAGGAAGUCUCGUCUGGCUGCCAACUUUAGCACACGUAUUUCUGAUUAGUCAUGAAUGUAGUGACAUCUUGGUGAAGAGAGGGCUACUACUGCACCAGAAUCCUGUAUGGAAAGUGGAUACCAUGAAAUUGUGUUACAGAAGUACUCUGCAUGUCUGAAUGUGAUCAUAGCAGAACAGCUGUUUGUAAUCAUAUCCAUUUCUCCCUGACCCCUCCACCCAGUGGAAUGUAAUCAUUUUAUUAACUGAUCAAUGUAACAAACACAGGUGUUUCACCUGUUUCCAUUUUAUUAUAGUCUAUUCCGUCAAGAGUUUUGACAUUUGAUUUUACCUAUAGCAAUAAAAUAUUUGUUUGUAAUGUA